ACCUCCCUUGUUCCGUUCCCCAUCAACGCCAUCUUUCUUUCGGUGUGGGACAAAUACACGCAUAUUUCGCCAAAGAUGAGCAGCGUUUGUGCUGACCAACACAAGCUCCACCCCUCCCACCAACUCCACUCGUCCUCCAAGAAACCGCUGAUGAUCAAGAGCAUAGACAUCCCACCAAGAAAGCUCCUCGGCCGCCGCCUUCUUCCCACCCAAGAAACCGACAUGUAUUACUCUCGCGCCGCUGCCGAAGAGACCCUCUUGCAGAAGUUCCUUCCGUACAACACCGGCGCUGACGACGACGACGACGAAGAACCCAGUGACGUCGCCGACCCUUAUUCCUCCGACCAUUUCCGCAUGUACGAGUUCAAGGUCCGCCACUGCACCCGCAGCCGCAGCCACGACUGGACCGACUGCCCUUUCGCCCACCCGGGGGAGAAGGCCCGCCGGCGUGACCCCCGGACUUUCCACUACUCCGGCCAGGUUUGCCCGGAGUACCGCCGCGGCGGGUGUAGCCGUGGCAAUAGCUGCGAGUUCGCCCACGGCGUGUUCGAGUGUUGGCUCCACCCAGCGAGGUAUCGAACCGAGGCAUGUAAAGACGGUAAGAACUGCAAGCGCAAGGUGUGUUUCUUCGCUCACACCCCUCGCCAGCUCCGCGUUCUUCCUCCGAAGUCGCUUGAGCUGGCAAGCAAGAAGAAAUUUGUCAACUCCUCGAAUCACCAUUGCUGCAUGUUUUGCCAUUGCGCAAAUACUUCUUCGCCGACUUCAACACUUCUGGGUAUCUCCCAUUUCUCUCCGCCGCUCUCGCCACCGCUCUCCCCUUCACAGCGUUCCAUCAAUGCGUUUUCGCCGAUGUCGGUGAAUCAUGGGGUGCUGAGCUACAAAGAUGUGCUGACGGAGCUGAUGAGCUCCUUGGAAGCCAUGAAUUUCAGCGAAGCGGCCUCUUCGCCUUUGUCGGCUAAAAGCCCGAAUUUGCCUUGGCUCGACGUUUCUUUCAACAACGAAGAUCAGCAACAGUUUAUUCUUUCACCUUCAACACCAAAUCCUUCUGGGUCUGCAAAUUUUUCCAGUGGGGAUCAUCGCUCGAGCAAAAGCUUCACCGCCGAAAGCUCUGAUCCUGAUCUUGGGUGGGUGAAUGAGCUACUGAUGUAGAAGAUCGACGGUGGUGAUGGAUUUGGAAGUGUAUAUAUUGCACCAGCCGUAUAUAUGGGAAUAUAUAUAUGUGAUUUGGUGUAUAUUGCUAUGAUUAUUGUCAUUGCUGCAUGUUAAUUUAAUAGUCUUCCAAGUUUUUAUUUUAUUUUUUUAUUUUUCUUUUGAAAUUUUCUUCUCAAGUUUGAGUGUGAAUCUACUUUCUGAGCUCUGUGAGAGCUAGAUCUGAUGAUCUUAUUUCAAUGUAUUGAUAUUGAAGUACUUCUAAGAAAUGAAAUGGAUAUGAUAUGAUGCUUUUAUUUAA
This is a messenger RNA of Corylus avellana, 1450 nucleotides long. Its product is annotated as zinc finger CCCH domain-containing protein 2. Gene Ontology annotation, molecular function: metal ion binding. The record is from RefSeq and is a predicted model, not a curated record. Lineage: Eukaryota; Viridiplantae; Streptophyta; Magnoliopsida; Fagales; Betulaceae.